AUGAGUGACAUGCCUGAGACCAUCAUUUCCCUGCUAUCCCCCUUGCAUGGUCAUGAUACUGAUCACCUUAACCUUGCAUCUAUACCCAACAAUGCCACAUUUUGCGAACAAGCAAAUUUGGCUUGUAAAGCAGAUGUCGAUGGCAUUACACCCCUAUCCAUGGCUUACGGUUAUAGCACUCACCCGUCACUUGAUCCGGUUGAUCCGUUAUCGUAUUUUAAGAAAUCUUUGUUGUUUACCCAAUCAAUCAUGGUGAACCUCCCCAAUUUGGAAUCUCAAUUCCCCAAAAGAGCCUUCCUCCCACUAAAACUCUCCGCUAAAAUUCCGAUGAAUGCGAAGGACCUGGAAACCCACUUUCCACAAUCAUUUCAAAAGGCGAUGUUGAGAAAAAAUAUGGAGAUCAGUUUGAUGCAUUGUUCGGCUCCCAAUUUGCAAGGUGAGGAGAAGGGGUGUUUUAAUUCACUAGAAGGAGUUAUCACAUUUGCCCAAGCUGCCUUGCGUGCAAACAACCACCACAUCGUCGCACUUGCAUCUUCAUGCCAGGGAACUCACCAGGGAAGUCAAGUUGUUAUCCGCAGCGUCCAUCAAGUUGGGGCUAACACAAGCGUUAGUUGUCAUGAAAUUUUCUUCCCCUUCAUGGCAUAUUAUUGCCAUGUCCUACCCUCCACCCAAGUGUUUAGUGUGGGUGUAGUGAGCAGCAAAGGCUUGGGUGCUCCGGACAGGGGGAAUGGGACAAUACUCUAUGCCAUUUGUCAUUUGGACACAUCUUCUUGGCCUAAAGGUCAUCCAGCCUUCAAGAGUCUGAAAACGUCUCCUGGGGAAGCUGAAGUUUGCCAUUGGUCGACCAAGUCUAAUAUUAUCUGGAUUCUCGGUGCCGACUACAGUCAGCAUUAA
Molecule: messenger RNA, 894 nt
Organism: Coffea arabica (coffee)
Lineage: Eukaryota; Viridiplantae; Streptophyta; Magnoliopsida; Gentianales; Rubiaceae
Product: BURP domain-containing protein 16-like
Source: RefSeq, a predicted model, not a curated record